AUGUCCGUCACUUUUCACCAAUCAGGGAGCCUCGGCUCACGUGACGACGGAGAACCCUUCCUAUUGGUCGCUGACAACAUCCUCGACAGCAUUUUUCAAGUCAACGCCACUUCCGGUUCAAGGUUCCAACUUCCGCUGGGAGGCCCAAGAUUCCCGAUUUCCGUGGACUACGACCCGACGACUGACUUCGUGUACUGGUCAGAUGGGUGGGACAGACAUAUCAAACGGGCACGAAGAGAUGGGGGUGGGAUGGAGACCAUUGUCACAGAUGGCGUCUAUGCCGCCUAUGGCCUGGCCCUGGACCACGCGGGAGGUAACGUGUACUGGACCGACUCGAUAGCCAGUACGGUCUCGGUAGCCCGGAUGGACGGAACGUUCGCUAGGUCACUUCUGACGUCACCGGCGGUCGGGAGUCCAGCAGGUCUGGUCUUGGACCCAAGAAACGGAUACAUGUACUGGACAGACUGGGGAAUUGAUGCUAGAAUAGACCGUGCUGCGAUGGACGGCAGUAACCAGACAACCAUCAUCAGCAACCUGACGGAUCCAAACAUGAUCACUAUAGAUUACAAAGAGAACCGGCUGUAUUACAGUGAUGGGUACGCCUACAGCCUCUACAGUUCAGACCUGCUCGGUAACGACAUUCGCCGACUGUUCUACGAAGACGGGAAUUAUCUCUUUGGGAUUGGCAUUGAUGACGACAACAUCUACUGGACGUCUUGGACAAAUGACCAAAUCCUGAUGUUGCCGAGGUCGAACUUGGACCAGAAUGAGACCGUCCUUGUUGAUGGCCUGGGAACACCGAACGACAUCUACGUGUCCGGGGAAUCUCUUGUGGAUGUCACCAAUGAUCUUGUGUCUCCGAGCUACCUCUGGCUGGACCACAGUUACAGAACAGGCGUGACGUCAGUGAAGAUGAUUCCCGGAAACGGCAGCGUCAUCCGGGAGUUAGACGACCAAGGUCGCAAUCUUCCCGUCACCGUGCUCUUCAGUUCUGCUGAACCCUCCAGGAUAGAGGCGAUCGACUACGACUUUCAGCGCAACCUGAUCUUCUGGGUGGACACCGGUCUGAGGGAAAUACACACGGUUGAUACACAAGACAGCAAGAUCCAGUCCUUCACCACUCUGUUUGAGGGCAUCUCGUCCGGAGUGGAGGGCUUGGCGGUCGACUGGUUAAACCAGAACCUGUACUACACUGACCCGUACUUCAACUGGAUCGGCGUGGUCAGCUACAAGUACAUACCGGCACGGCACCACGUCAUCGUCCACGAAGGCCUGUCGAGACCCCGCGGCAUUGCCGUUCAUCCGCAGAGAGGGUACCUAUUCUGGAGCGAAAGGAGUACCUCCACAAUAGAGCGGUCUGCGUUGUCAGGACAGCAGCGGACCAAAAUCGUGAUAGUAGACAUCCAGUUCCCCAGUGGCCUCGUCAUUAAUGGCGACAGGCUGUUUUGGGCAGACACGUUCCGUGACCGAAUCGAAUCAUGUGAUCUAAACGGUGACAACAGGGAGGUGUUCUUUACAUAUUUUGGGACACAUUUCUACGACAUCACAACUGAUGGGGUGAGCAUCGCGGCGACUGACUGGGCGGAUGACUCCAUCAACUUCCUGUACGGAGGUGAAACGAGCGGUAGUUUCUUACACUAUGGCGACGGAACCGUGUAUGGGGUGGAAUACUUCGACCAAAGUCGCCAGCCACCAGGCCAAACGGAGUGCCAGGUGGACAAUGGUGGAUGCAACCAUACCUGCGUGGGGGACCCAGACGGACACAGGUGUUUGUGUUUAUUGAAUUUUCACCUGGCCGAGGACAACCAUACCUGCAUCGCAAACGAACAUCAGUUCUCGAAGGCCGUCUUCGUCGGAAGCGAUUCUGGUAUUCUUCAGUUGCCGCACAACUUCCUUGAUCUGCCUGAAGCCGGCGACUGGACAGGCUCCUACAUCGUGCGAGGAACCAAAGCCUUCGCUAUGGACUUCGAUUACGCAGGGAAGAUGCUGUUCUACACACAACAGCAGAACGACGGAACACAGACCAUAGAGAGGUUCCUAUUCAUCGGCGAAGGCAGUUCAAUGACGGUUUUCCAAAAUGGACAGGGGAUAGAAGGCAUUGCCGUUGACUGGGUGGCCUCCAACCUGUACUGGACCGAGCGCCAACUCGGAAGGAUCCACGUGUCCAAACUGGACGGAUCGCUGAGGAAGGUUCUGAUGUCCGGCCUGGGCCAGCCAAGUUCCAUCACAGUGCAUCCAGAACAAUCGUACGUGUUCUGGACAGAGGUUGGUGCGAACCCCAAGAUUUCCCGGGCCUCUCCAGACGGUAGCAACAAAAUGGUGCUCGUCUCCUCCCAAACAAAUGACCUGACUGGGAGUCCCACUGCUUUGGCCAUUGAUUACAACGAAGAAAGGUUAUACUGGGUGACAACAAACCCAGGAAGUGUGGAGUCCUGUAACUUUGACGGUUGGUACGCGAGGACCUUACGGUCAGCGGACAAUGCGGAACUUUUUGGCGUUGCCUUCUAUAAGGAUUAUGCUCUAUGGACAGACAACAGCAACCAGACCUUGACAUAUGGAAGGGCAUAUUCCGGAGAAACCCACUACGACAGCAGGACUGUAGCAUUGUCGACAGCGGCAUACAACAUCAAGGUUUACGAUGACACAGAGCAGCUGUUACAUACAAGUGCAUGUGACCAGCGGAAUGGCGGAUGUAUGGAGUUAUGUCUGCCACUGGAAAACAGUCGCGUGUGCGCCUGUGGAGAAGGGCGCUACCUCCAGGCGGACGCUGUGAGCUGUUCUCACGUCAGACCUACCAACAUGCCAACCACCCCAUCGCCAACAGUUCGGACCUCAAGCGAAGACUUCCUACUGGUAGCCGAUCAUGAUACAGGCUACAUCACCGAGGUCAACGUCACUUCCGGUUCAAACGUCACACUUCCGCUACAUUCCCUCGCUCCCCUUGCCCUCGACUACGAUGUACAAACAGACUUUGUCUACUGGUCUGACUGGGUUGACGAGACAAUCUAUCGGGCUAAAAGAGAUGGCUCUGGGUUUGAGGCGAUUGUUGACAACACCCAAGUCAGUGUAUAUGGAAUAAACGGACUAGCUCUGGACUACGCUGGACAGAACAUCUACUGGACAGAUUACUGGACAGAAAUUAUCGGCGUGGCAAGAAUGGACGGACGUCAUGCUCAAGCUAUCGUGUCUGAAAACCUGAAUUGGCCGGGUGAUAUCGUCUUGGAUCCAACAGAAGGUUACAUGUACUGGACGGAUGAGAGCUUUUGGACACCGAGGAUUGAGCGGGCAGCCAUGGACGGUAGCGAUAGGACAGUGAUCGUCGAUACCGAUCUAGAUAGUCCAGUCGGGAUCACCAUAGAUCUGAUUGAACGCCGCCUAUAUUGGUGUGACUCCUGGCUGUACAACAUACAGAGCUCUGAUCUGGAUGGCAACAACCGGCAAACUCUGCUGUCCCGUUCCUACGGUCGGUUUUAUGGUCUUAGCUUGAAUGCCCAUGAGCUAUUCUGGACAAGCUCAUCCGACAGUUAUAUAGGAGCGAAUUCCAAAUCGGAAUCCGACCAGACGACGAGUCGCGUGGUGGCGGAUGGUUUCUCCAGUCUGCGCGGCAUCGCCAUGUACAGUCCUGACACGGCGACAGAUGUUUCCAAUGCCUGUUCAGUGUCGAACGGUGGCUGUCAGGACAUCUGUCUGGCCCGUCCUGGAGGGAGAACCUGUGCCUGCAGAGCUUACUUCCAUCUUCAGAGUGACAACGCUACCUGUGCUCCUCCCGAGAUAAAGUCCCCAAGCUUUCUUUGGAUAAACGAGGUGGACGAUAAAACGUUACUCACUGCGCUGGAAGCAAACAGCAGUAUCGUCAGAUCUCCAGAUUUCCAGUCUCUGCCUCUCACCACUGUCAUGUCGGCCAGGCCACCUUCCGUCAUUGUCUCCCUCGACUACGACAUUCGUCAAGGCCUCAUCUUCUGGAUUGACAUUGGAAUGAAGGAGAUACAGCAGGUUGAUGUUAGGACAGGAAUGGUAACAACAUUGCUGACCGCAAUCUCGGCUGGAGCAGAAGCUCUCGCCACGGAUUGGAUCAACCAAAAUCUGUACUACACAGACUUCAACUACAACAGGAUCACAAUGGUAUCAUAUGACCUGGGUAGCAGUACUGGCAACAGCCACAUCAUCGCUGAAACUGGUCUGGACAAACCGAGAGGCAUCGCCGUGGACCCAUCAUCAGGGUUCGUGUUUUGGAGUGACUGGGGACAGUCGCCCAAAAUUGAGAGAUCCACGUUGUCGGGAGAAGAUCGCAUGGUGAUCGUGGACUCUGAUCUUGGAAGACCAAGCGGUCUGGUGAUUGACUACGCCACCAACAGGUUGUAUUUUGCGGACACCGGGCGUGACACCAUAGACUCGUGUGACUUCGACGGCGGCAAUCGGCAACAGUUUUGCUCUCUACCGGGGACACAUUUCUACGACAUCACAUUUGACGGUGAGGAGAUCGUGGCGUCUGACUGGUCAGACACCACCAUUAACUUCAUCCACGACUCACGACCCCUCACGUUCAUCAGACCCAGAGGCCAAAACAUCAUGACAGUAGAGUUCUUUCACGAGAGCAGGCAACCUCAAAGUCAAUCCGACUGUCAGGUGAACAAUGGUGGCUGUCAGCACACCUGUGUUGGGGAUCAAAGUGGACACAAGUGUCUCUGUCUAACUGACUACAGCCUUGCGCAGGAUCAACAAACAUGUGUGAAAAAUGACCACCUGUUCACCAAGGCUCUGCUUGUGUCCACGGAUGAGGGCAUACUGCAGUUCCCGCACAACCUAGCGGAUCUGCCUGGAACUGCAGACUCCAAACCGACUGUCUUGGUGAGGGGAGGGAAGACUGUUGCAAUGGAUUUCAAUUACAACGAGAAAGCAAUCUACUACACGAAAGAGAUGGACGAUGGGACGCAGAGUAUCCAGAAAUACGACUUGACAACGAAUUCCUCUUUGACGAUUUAUACAGGAGGGCAAGGAAUAGAAGGACUAGCGGUUGACUGGGUUGCCGCCAACAUCUACUGGACGGAGAGAAAUGAUGGAACCAUCAGUGUCGCACGGUUAGAUGGGAGUUUUAGAAAGGUUCUUCUGUCGGGCCUUGUUCAACCACGUGGAGUCGCUGUACAUCCGGAACAAAGGUUGUUGUAUUGGACGGAAACCGGCAGUAUCUUCCGUUCUACAUUAGCAGGAACCGACAAAGAAGUCAUCGUGUCGUCACAAUCCGAUGAGUCUGUCCAGAACCCAGCUGGCAUAUCAUUCGACCUUCUCAACAGUUGGGUAUACUGGGCUGAUAGUGAUGCCGGGACAGUCAUGGCUUCCGACCUUCGUGGCGAAGAUCCCGAACUGCGCUGGACAAGCAACGGCGGAGAACUCUUCGGAAUAGCCGUCUAUAAGGAUUUUAAUUUCUGGACGGACCGCACAAACAAGACCGUCAGUAUCGGGUUGAGAAGCUCGCUAGAAAAGGUGGUCCAGCUACAGACAACUCCUCACAGUGUCCGUGUGUUCGACGGCAGUGAACAGCCACUCUCUAGAGGUCCAUGCGACUUGCGGAAUGGUGACUGUAAUGAGUUGUGUCUACCGACAACAGCUGACGAUAAAGUCUGCGCCUGCACAGAAGGGCAUCUGAUGCAAGCAGACAACCUGACAUGUUACAACCCUGCAGCAACUGUAGCAGUGACAACUCCUGCCGUGCAGACGACACCGGUUACACCAUCUAAACCAGCGACAACUACUACUAGGCAGACGACACCGGUUACACCAUCUAAACCAGUGACAACUCCUGUUGUGCAGACGACACCACCUAUUCCACCAGUAAUAACUACUGCUAUGCAGACGACAACAACUCGUACAACGUUCAAACCAGCAAUCGCCUGCACUCCUGAAACCCUCCCAUCUGUCACUGAUGGUGACUUCGGGCAAUGCGUGGUCACAGCUAACGUCAAGACGUGUAACGUCGUCUGUAAGCCAUCUUACGGACCGUCAGUCAGCAGGAUCAAGUGCCUCCCAAGUGGCAACUGGGACAUGGGCAAGGAUUACACCUGCACAAGACUAGCAACACCAGAAACAGUUUCCGUCAACGUGUCCUUCAGUUUUUCAACAGUCCCUUGUACCACAUCGACCAUGAAUUCUCUCAGAGCAAGCCUGAUCGACAACUUUCAAAGCAACGGCAUCUGCCAAACGGCGGUACAGAAUAACAUUAGGCUGUGCGAGGACCCUAACCAGAUGACAGUGUCAUGCUCUUUUAGCAGCGGACGAAAGCGAAGAGCAUCAGAUACUGAGAGUAAAACGAACGUCCAGGCAUCAUUGCAAGAAGAGAAUCAUCCUCUAAAGAAGCGGGAAAUCAUGUCGUACCUCUCGCACAAAAAGGCACUGAAGAAACAAGCUAAAGAAGAGAUGGCAAUGCUCAAAGAAGCCAACAGAGAGAAAAGAAACGCAGAAGUUCUGCAUGUGAAGAAGCAAGUCAACAAUGACGAAGACGCCUUACUACAACUGGUCAAGAAAGCUGGUGGCAGGAUCAUGGUCAACAGGGUCAAAAGACAGACCACAUACGGUGUAGACGUGGACAUCGCAGUCAAGGCCAUUCCAGACACGUCAGACGGAAGCCUGGAGGACAGCAUCAGCAAGACUCAGCAAAACUUACAGAACGUUGUGGAUGAUAUCGAAACGGAGGUGGCGGCUGGGAACGUGGCUGUGGAAGUGGACGGGCAAACCUACCGGGCAGAUCCGGACUCGUUCACGGCGAUGGCUGUGAAGUACCAAUGUCCGAGUGGGACCGUGGAGAUAGACGGGGGCUGUGGGCAAGCACCAAGUACAGGUGGGUCGAACGGCGCAGCGGUGGCGGUUGGCGUCGUCGUCACCUUGCUGCUGUUGGGCGCGAUGUCGCUAGGGGGCUACAUGUACUGCCGCCAGCAGCGCCGCAAGUUCGGGCCGGGACGGGACGUCCGACUGAGCGACUUGACAGCCCGGGACAAUCCGGUGUACGACGCGUCUGACAUCCCUCCAGCUUACACAGCAUACAUGGGUGAAGGUCUGAACGCUACGGGCGGUUCUCCGACCAAAGACGUCCCAGGGGGCGCCAUGGAAGCCGGGGCCUUACCGGAGAAGGCCCCUCCCGCUCAAUGGGUAACAUUUGACGACGCCGGCAACGCGUUUCAACCGGCUGCAGAACCAAACGUGUACCAGAACAUGCCUCCCAGCGCACCCCAGAACACGUUUCAAUCAACUGCGGCUGCAGAAGAACAGCAUGUGUACGAGCACAUCCCUCCAAGCGCACCUCCUGUCGAGUACAACAUGUUUGUCAAUAAUCCCACCAAGGGCAUCGGGGGUGAGACAAAUGCAUGUUAUGGUUCCUCCAGCGAUGGGCCGUUUCUGCUAGUUGCUGACAAUUACCUUGACAGCAUCCUUCAAAUCGACGUCACUUCCGGUUCGAACGUCACGCUUCCGCUCGGGGACCCAAGAUGGCCGCUGUCCUUGGACUACGACCCGAACACCGACUACGUGUACUGGUCAGACCGGCUGGACAGACACAUCAAACGGGCACGUCGAGACGGAAGUGGGAUGGAGACAAUUGUUACAACCGGCCUCAUCAGUACCUAUGGCCUGGCCAUCGACCAUGCCGCGGGCAAUCUGUACUGGACCGACUCUCGAGCCAAGACCGUCUCAGUAGCCCGGAUGGACGGGUCGUUCGCCAGGCCGCUUCUGACGUCACCGGCGGUCGGGAGUCCAGGAGGUCUGGUCUUAGACCCGAGAAACGGAUACAUGUACUGGACGGACUGGGGUAGUAGUGACCCUAGAAUAGACCGUGCUGCGAUGGACGGCAGUAACCAGACAACCAUUCUCAGCGAUCUGACGGAUCCAAAUAUGAUCACUAUAGACUACACAGAAAACCGUCUGUACUACUGUGACGGAGGUGCCCACAGCAUCUUCAGCGCUGACCUGCUCGGUAACGACGUCCGGCGGCACCUGUACCUACCUUCUGAUUAUCUCUUUGGCAUCGCCAUCGACAGUAACAACAUCUACUGGACAUCAUGGACAACUAGCCACAUUGGCAUGUUGUCCAGGUCUACCAAUCGUCAGUCCGUCCUUGUCGACAGCCUUGCGAACCCAAAUGACAUCUACGUGUCCAUGGCAACGCCUACUGACGUCACUAACGCUUGCUCCACGUCGAAUGGAGGUUGUCAGGAUCUGUGCCUGGCCAAACCAGAGGGAAGAACAUGCGCCUGCCGGUUUCCCUGGGAACUGCAGGAAGACGGAACAUCAUGCCUUCCAAAAAAGCUUGUAUCACCGAGCUACCUCUGGUUGGAUCACAAGUCCGCAGAAGGCGUCACGUCAGUAAAAAUGACUGCCGGAGACAGCAGAGUCAUCCGACAGCUGCACAACCACAGCCGUCCUCUGCCCGUGGAGACGCUCUUCACCUCCCAAUCUCCCUCCAGGAUAGAGGCGAUCGACUACGACUUUCAGCGCAACCUGAUCUUCUGGGUGGACACCGGUCUGAGGGAAAUACACACGGUAGAACUACAAGAUGGUGGCAUCCAGUCCUUCUCCACUCUGUUUGAGGGCAUCUCGUCCGGAGUGGAGGGCUUGGCGGUCGACUGGUUAAACCAGAACCUGUACUACACUGACGCCUACUUUAACUGGAUCGGCGUGGUCAGCUACAAGAACACACCGUCACGCCAUCACGUAAUCGUCCACAAAGGACUGGAUUGGCCACGAGGUAUAGCUGUCCAUCCAAUAGCAGGAUACGUGUUCUGGAGUGACCGGGGAAGCCAGAACCCAAGGAUAGAACGGGCGGUGUUGUCAGGGGAACAGCGGACAUCAGUAGUAAAGGAAGACAUCGUGAAUCCUAGUGGUCUUGUGAUAGAUGGAAACAGGUUGUACUGGGCCGACAGCUACCGUGACACCAUUGACUCAUGUGACCUGAAUGGCAACAACAGGACGCUGUUUUAUAGACUUCCAGGAACACAUUUCUACGACAUCACGUUUGAUGGGGAUGAGAUAAUGGCAAGUGACUGGACCGACGACUCCAUUAACUUCAUCAGCGGCCACCUGCGCGGAGAGCUGCUGCUGUACUACCGGGGCGAGGGGUGGGUGUACGGCGUGGAGUUCUACGACCAGAGCCGGCAGCAAUCAGGCCAAACCGACUGCCAGGUCAACAAUGGCGGCUGUACCCACACCUGUGUGGGGGACCCAGACGGACACAGGUGCUUGUGUCUAGAGAACUUCCACCUGGCGGGGGACAACCAUACCUGCAUCGCAAACGAACAUCCCUUCUCGAAGGCCCUUUUCGUCGGAAGUGAUUCCGGAAUUCUCCAGUUGCCCCACAACUUCCGUAAACUGCCCGAAGCGGGCGACUGGACUGACUCGUACAUUGUACAAGGAACCAAAGCCUUUGCGAUGGAUUUCGAUUACGCUGGGAAGAUGGUUUUCUACACACAACAACAAGCUGACGGGACACAAAACAUCGAGAGGCUCUCGUUGAUCGGUGAAGGUAGUACGACGACGAUUUUCGAAAACGGACAAGGAAUCGAAGGCAUUGCCGUUGACUGGGUGGCCUCCAACCUGUACUGGACCGAGCGGCAACUCGGAAGGAUCCACGUGUCCAAACUGGACGGAUCGCUGAGGAAGGUUCUGAUGUCCGGACUGGACCAGCCAAGUGCCAUCGCAGUGCACCCUGGGCGCUCGUACGUGUUCUGGACAGAGGUUGGUGCAGACCCCAAGAUUUCCCGCGCAUCUCCCGAUGGUAGCAGCAAACUCCUGCUGGUCUCCUCACAAAGACGUGAUAUCACAGGCAAUCCUACUGCUUUGGCCAUGGAUUACCUCCAAGAAAGGGUAUACUGGGUGACCAGCGACCCUGGCAAUGUGCAGUCCUGUAACCUGAAUGGUGGUGACGUCAAGACCUACUGGUCAUCAACUAAUGCCAACCUGGACGGUGUUGCCAUAUACAAGGAUUAUGUGAUUUGGACGGAUAACGCCAACCGAACCCUGACCAAUGGCAUACCGUACUAUAACUACUAUGGAGGAGUGGCGAACAUGAAGACGACUAGAAUGUCCACAGCACCGUACAACAUUAAAGUAUACGACGACACGGAACAACCGCUCUUUACAAGUGUGUGUGACCAUCAAAACGGCUUGUGUAUGGAGCUGUGUAUACCCACUACAGACAGCCGUGUGUGCGCCUGCGCAGAAGGACGCUAUAUUCAAGAAGACAGAGUGAGCUGUGCUGACCUUCGACCUUCCAUUCCCCCAACCACCCCGCCACCUACAGUAUGUACGUGUGGGUACUCUCCGGAAGACUUCGUCCUGGUUGUCGACAGCAGUACAGGCAACAUCUCGGAAGUCAACGUCACUUCCGGCUCCAACGUCACACUUCCGCUCCAUUCCACCCUGCCAAUGGCGCUUGACUAUGACGUAACAACAGGCUAUGUCUACUGGUCGGAUUACGUAGAUGAGAGGAUCUAUCGGGCUAAAAGAGAUGGCUCUGGAUUUGAGGCAGUCAUCAACAAGAGCGUAAUCGAACGCCGCCUGUACUGGGGCGAUUCUGGGACGCACAACAUUCAGAGCUCCGACAUGUACGGCAACAACCGGCGAACUGUGGUUUUACAGGGUUCUACAUCAUUCUUUGAUCUCGCCCUUCAUGUCCAUGACUUGUUUUGGACCAGCCGGGCAGACUUUAUAGGCAUCAAUGCAAAAUCAUCAGCUGGUCAGGGAGCAAACCGAGUUCUUGCCGGCGGUUUCACGAGCCUAAGAGGCAUAACCUUGUACGGGUCUGGUCUGCAGCAAUCCGGCGUUACAAACGCUUGCUCAGAACCAGGCGGAGGUUGUCAGGAUAUGUGCUUGGCUCGGCCCGGUGGAAGAACGUGCAUCUGUAGGGCUUACUUUGUUCUCCAGAAAGACAACACCACGUGUGCUCCUCCUGAAAUAAAGGUUCCGAGCUAUCUUUGGAUCAACCUUCUGGAGUCAGGCACGACCAUGGUCCGUAUGUUCGAGGGCAACAGCAGCACCGUCAGGAAUCUAGCACAACAAACUGUACAGGUCACCAACCUGCUGGCCGCCAAGUCUCCGUCUGUCGUUGUCUCCCUGGACUACGACAUACGCCAGGGUGUGGUGUUCUGGAUUGAUAUUGGACUGAAGGAGAUACAAGAGGUAAAUGUCAAGACUGGAGAAGUAACAGCAUUGAAGACUGAGGUUUCGACCGGGGCAGAAGCUCUCGCUGCCGACUGGGUCAACAAGAAUCUCUACUACACCGAUUACAACUACAACAGGGUGGUCAUGGUGUCGUACAGCACAGGAAAGAGCAAUGGCAACAGUCACAUCAUCGCUGAAACCGGUCUGGAUAGACCCAGAGGAAUCGCCGUGGACCCAAGAGCAGGGUACGUAUUUUGGAGUGACUGGGGACUGUCUCCGAAAAUUGAGAGAUCCACGCUGUCGGGAGAAGGUCGCACGGCGAUCGUGGAGUCUGAUCUUGGAAGGCCAAGCGGUCUGGUGAUUGACUACGUCAACAAUAGAUUGUAUUUUGCGGACACCGAGCGUGACAGAAUCGAGUCAUGUGACUUCAACGGUGGCAAUCGGCAGCAGUUUUACUCUCUGUCGGGGACACAUUUCUACGACAUCACAUUCGAUGGAGAAGAGAUCGCGGCCACAGACUGGUCGGACAGUACCAUCAACUUCAUCCACACGUCGCGGCCCAUCCUUGCGUACGGCUCAGCCAGCGUGAGUCGGGUGUUGGGAGUGGAGUUCUACGAUGAGAGCAGACAACAAGCCGGACAAUGUAAGUUGCUGUUCUGGACGGAAGCCGGUGACUAUUCUCCCAGCAUCUCACGUUCUACUCUGGCUGGAACCGAACAAGAAGUCAUCAUUAGAUCGAAUCUCGGGGUUUCUAUCAGGAAACCGACUGCUCUCUCCAUUGACUUCCUUAAUAGCCGGAUUUACUGGGCUGACAGUGGUACCGGAAUCGUGAUGUCCUCAAAUCUUCGCGGGAGGGAGCCCCAACAACACUGGAGAAGCAACGGGGAGCUGUUUGGACUAGCCGUCUACAAGGACUUUAUUUUCUGGACGGACCGUACAAACCAGACCGUCAGUAUCGGGUUGAGAAGCACGCUAAGAAAGGUGGUCCAGCUUCAGACAACUCCUCACAGUGUUCGCGUGUUCGACGGAAGUGAACAGCCACUCUCUAGAGGUCCAUGUGAUCUUCAAAAUGGCGGCUGCAGCGAGCUUUGCCUGCCAACAGCCUCGGACAGCAAAAUCUGCGCAUGCGGGGAGGGCCAUUCGCUGCGUUCGGACGGUUUAACCUGUUUUAACCCUGCAAACCCACCGACAACAACAACAGCAGUGACAACCACGGCAGCCAAACCAGCACCAACAACUGUAGCAAGAACAACAAAAGUUACAAAGCCGAUACCAGUAACGACAUGCACCAAAGACACUCUACCGGCGGUGACUAACGGUGAGUUCGGCAGCUGCCCGGUCAUAGCAAACGUCAAGACUUGUCGUGUCGUCUGCCGGCCUAACUUCAAACCAACGGUCAGCUCCAUCAACUGUCUGCCGAGCGGCAACUGGAACAAGAGCACGGAGUUCGCCUGCGCACGCGUUGCAGCACCCGAAGCAGUUUCCAUCAACGUAGCCUUCAGAAUUCCAGCCGUACCAUGCACCAACGACGCGUCGACGCUCGAUUCAGCGAGAAACAGCCUCAUCAGCAACUUUAAACGGCGAGGCAUCUGUGAAACUGCUUCAAGAAGUAACGUCGACGUCUGCAACGCAGAUCAGAUGACGGUGUCAUGUUCUGACAGCAGCACACGGAAACGGCGAGAACUAGAGGAUGGCCUUCCUGCUAAUCCACAGCUUCAACAGCUUUUAUUACCAUUGUUACAAGACAGUCCUAAUACGUCGCGUCUUUCCGAGUCAUCGCACAAAAGAAUAUUGGAGAAGCAAGCCAUGCCGCCAUACAACCAAGCAUACAGAAAGAAACGAAGUGUAGGUCUCCCAGAGAAAAGCCUUGCUACCUCUCUAACCAUGGGUAACAGCGAAGACGUAGUGAUGCAUUUGGUCAAGAAAGAUGCGGCGGUGAAAGACAGAAUCUGGUCCAAGAGAGUCAAACGAGCGACCAGUGGUUUGGACGUGAACAUCGCAGUAAAGGCCACACCAGACACGUCAGAGGGAAGCCUGGAGGACAGCAUCAGCCAGACUCAGGCCCACGUGCAGGAUGUGGUAGACGAGAUAAGGAUGGAAGUGGCGGCUGGGAACGUGGCUGUAGAAGUGGACGGGCAGACCUACCCGGCAGAUCGGGACUCGUUCACGGCGAUGGCUGUGAAGUAUGAAUGUCCGAGUGGGACCGUGGAGAUAGACGGAGGCUGCGGAUCAGUGCCAAGGAAAGGCAGGUCUAACACCGCAGCGGUGGCCGUAGGCGUCGUGGUGGCCUUGCUGCUGUUAGGCGCCAUCUCGCUAGGGGGCUACAUGUACUAUCGCAGGAAGCAGCGCACCUACCCGGGACAAAACGUCAGACUGAAGGACCUGGAAACCCAGGAGAAUCCAGCGUUUGGCAUGAACGACACCCACCCUUACAACACAGGUUUGGCGGAAGGUGCCGAUGGCGGUUUCCUGGACCUGACCAAAGCUCAACCAGAGAACGCCGUGCAGAUCGAGGCCUUGCCCGAGAAGCUCGCUCCGUCUGCGCCCGACUGGGAGGGUUUCGAUGACGGCAAACUUUCCAAAGAAACUGUGGCGCAAGCCGAGGAGCACGCCGUCCCCUAUCCCAGCGCUCCAGUGGUGGGAGAAGGCGUCAACAACUUCGCUCCCAGCGCUCCGAUAGCGGGGGAUGGCGUCAUCAACCUCACAGAGGAAGAAAAGAAGGUUCCAGUCGCCAACUGGGAGAUCUUUGAUGAAGGCAAACCGGCCUCAGAGGCUACACCACCGGUGUACGAGAAUGUAAAUCGCGAUCUUGGCGCACCCUCUGCACAAGGCGACACCGCCCCUCCCACCGACUGGGAGAUAUUUGAAGACGACAAGCUUACAAAGGAAGCUGCAGACCAACAGGAGCCCGAGACACAGCCCCCGGACGAUUAUACCCAACCAGGAGGCAUCAGUAAUCCUAUGUAUGGAUCUAAAGGCGAGGGAAAUGCGUAAAGUGUGAAAAAAAUCUGUGAAUAGAAACAAAUGUCAGAGCAAAAUAGUAAAGUAAUGGUAAACCGAUUUUGACAAUAGAAAAAGUGAACAAAUUUAAUUGGUAUCUAAAAUCAAAAGUUAUGAGCUAUGAUGAUUCAGUUGUACAUUUUGAGUCGAAUUUUCAAACCAGUGAUUUUUUUUGUCGUUUGUGAAAAUCUAUGUUAUACUAGAUGGUAUGUUAUAUUUUAUGUAGGUGGCAAGUAAGACUGGCGCAGGCCUGCUGGUAUCCAGGUCACAAACACGUUAUGCUUCUUCCUCCUCUUUACCAUGACAACAAAAUUUACAUAGAUAUUACAUAUUACAGAAAACAUGGUAAUUAAUGUUGAACAAUCACAACAUCACAAUAUACUUCGUGCUAGCUUUGACCGGGAGGAAAAUGUAUGUAAAUAUCUGCCAUACACCUGCCAUUUUAUCUGUAAAUUAAUCCUUUUUCUGUGUUUACCUAUUUUUUUUUUGCAUUGUUGUUACUUAUAAACAUGUAUUCAGAUCUGCUACUCUUUUGAAAUAGGUUGUGUUUAAGCAAAGAAAUGCUGCUUAACGUAUCACGUAAUAAUCAUAUCUAUAGAGCAUUCCAUGACAAAAUAAUAUUCUUAUAAUGAAUAAGUCAGGCUAGAUCUGGAUUUUACAGAAGUUACAAGCUUUG
Molecule: messenger RNA, 14818 nt
Organism: Branchiostoma belcheri (Belcher's lancelet)
Lineage: Eukaryota; Metazoa; Chordata; Leptocardii; Amphioxiformes; Branchiostomatidae
Exons: 83
Coding region: 1-14136 (4711 amino acids)
Molecular function (GO): calcium ion binding
Source: RefSeq, a predicted model, not a curated record